This is a messenger RNA of Mauremys reevesii (Reeves's turtle), 1147 nucleotides long. RefSeq names its product butyrophilin subfamily 1 member A1-like. The record is from RefSeq and is a predicted model, not a curated record. The transcript has 10 exons. Bases 52 to 1050 code for a protein of 332 amino acids. NCBI's taxonomy places the organism in Eukaryota, Metazoa, Chordata, Testudines, Geoemydidae.
ACAGACAUUUUUGCAGCAUGAGCUUUCGUGGGUGAAUACCCACUUCUUCGGAUGCAAGUGAAGAUGAAGCUGCUUUCAUUCUGUCCUAGCUCUGCAGUGAGCACCUCUAUGCCUAAUUUGAUCAUUUUCUUCAUUAUUUAUCACAUUCACAAGUUGGAAUCAGCCCAGUUCAAUGUGACCGGUCCUGGUCACCCUGUCACUGCUGUUGUGGGUGAGGCCACUGUGUUACCCUGUCACCUGUCCCCCAGGAUGAGCGCUGAGAACAUGGAGGUGAGAUGGUUCCGAUCUGAUUUCCUUUCAUUUGUGCACCUGUAUCAGCAUGGGAAGGAUCAAUACGGGAACCAGAUGCCAGACUAUCGUGGAAGGACAGAGCUUUUGAAAGCUGGCAUCACGGAUGGGAAUGUUUCCUUGCAGAUUCUUAAUAUCAGACGCUCAGAUGAAGGACAAUACAACUGUUUUGUUCAAGAUGGUUCUUUUUAUGAAGAAGCCCCAGUGGAACUGAAGAUAGCAGCUUUGGGCUCCAAUCCUCUCAUCUCUGUGGAGAGCCACCAGGAUGGAGGGAUCCGGGUGGUUUGUCAAUCGGCUGGGUGGUACCCAGAGCCCAAGGUGCUAUGGAGAGAUCCCAGUGGGCAAGAAUUACCAUCACUCUCUGAAGCAAAAUCCCUGGGGGAUAGUGGCCUGUUUGAAACAGAAAAUUCUAUUAUUAUAAAAGAACAUUCAAACCAGAACCUGUCCUGUUGGAUCAGGAACACCGUUCUCAAUCAAGAAAAGGAAUCAACCAUUUAUAUAGCAGAUUUCUUUUUCCCAAGGGUGAAUCCAUGGAUGGUGGCUCUGAGUGUGAUUCUCCUGGUUUUGUUUGGUUUCAUUGGCCUCACUCUUUAUCUAUCUAAAAUAAAAGGGAAACAUCUUGGAGAAAUCAGGAAACGUGAUACAGAAAUCAGGAAACAUCUUGGAGAAAUCAGAAAUUGGGAUGAAAUUAAGCCUGAUAAAUUCCCCUCUCGCCCCGCUCAGGGAAACGUGAUACAGAAAUCGCCUUUUCCGUGGUGUUGAAACUCUCUCUGGAUCUCUCGAUCUCUCACCCUUCUGCCAGGUGGAGUCGGCAGCAACACGGGCUGGGUUCAAUGUCAAGGGUUCCUCUUAGCAACAC